Centropristis striata (black sea bass) is the source of this 12156-nucleotide messenger RNA. RefSeq names its product golgin B1 (gene golgb1). The record is from RefSeq and is a predicted model, not a curated record. Gene Ontology annotation, cellular component: Golgi apparatus; cis-Golgi network; endoplasmic reticulum-Golgi intermediate compartment. The transcript is spliced from 20 exons. Lineage: Eukaryota; Metazoa; Chordata; Actinopteri; Perciformes; Serranidae. Bases 100 to 8940 code for a protein of 2946 amino acids.
GUUUGGUGAUGUGGCUAUGCUCCGACAUCCAUCCGAGGAAAUAUAUCAAAUAAAAAGCAGAUACAUUCACCUGGGAAGCACUCGCACAGUGCCAUCUUUAUGUUCAGCCGUCUGGCUACCGUCCUCCAGGAGCUCUCUGGAGAGGAGGGCCCAGAUGGAGACCCACAGGGCGUGCUGGUACCUCAGCUCCCCCCCGGUGAGGAGCCGGCUCCAGUGGAGUCUGAGGUACCUGAGGAGGCCAUGGAGAGGCUGGCUCACCUGGAACAGCUGGUGGUCCAGCUGAAGGAGCUCAUCAGAGAAAAGGACACCCAGCUCGGCCAGAAGGAGACAGACCUGGCUAAUAAAGACACACAGCUCAAGAGUGAGAAAGAAGAAGCCGACGCUCGCUUCACCAAACUGAAACUGCAGGCCAAGGCCAAGAUGGCUUCACUCAACAAGCAGAUAAACGAUCUGAAAGGACAAGGAGGAGCAACACCGAGUCCAGACAGCUCGUUCACCGGAGCCGGCGCUGCGGUCGAGGAGGAGCUCCAGGAGCUGAAGAACAAGCUGAGCGAGGAGGAAGUCAAGAGCAGAGAGCUGCAGGAGCGACUCCAGACCACCGAGCAGCUGCUGCAGGAGAAGGAGUCUGCACAUGCCGAACAGCUGUUGAAGCUGCAGGCUGUGGUCUGUGAGAAAGACGUUCGUUUUCAGGAGCAGAUCCAGAAACACGAAGAAGAGCUGCUGCGGGUCACGACUCAGUCUCAAAGCGACGGAGAGCUGCAGCAGGCCCUGCAUGCAGCACAGAGACGCUGCGAGGAGCUCGAGGAGUCCCUAAACUCUCGGUCCCAAGUGCUGGAAAUGCUGCAGCAGGAAGUUAGCAGCGCUGAUCAGCAAAAACAGAUCUUGACGGCUCAGUUCCGGCAGAUGGAGCAGGAGCUGACUGAGGCCGCCAGGCAGCUGGAGGAGGAGAGGGUGCAGUGUGGUAGGGCCGCUGCCGAAGCCACAGUCCUCCGCAGCCUGCAGGAGUCAGAGGCAGAGAGAGCGAAGGAGACGGAGCGUGUUCUUCAGGAGGCUCUGGAGAAGGAGGGGAUGGAAGUUGCCAGAUUGGAGAGAGAACUGGCUCUGAUGAAAGAGGCAGAGCUCGCAGCCGUCCAAGCCAGCGCCGACGCUUCAGAGAGCGACAGGGCGGAAAUAGCUCGGCUUGAGAGUGAACUUUCUUCUGUGAGAGGAGCGGUCGUCCUCGCCAACCAGGACGCCUCGGAGAAGGAGAAGUCAGAUGUAGAUAAACUAGAGAGAGAGCUGGAGGCUCUGAGGGAGGGACAGCAAGAUGCCCAGAAGAAGGGUGAGAUCCUGGCUGAAAUCUGGAGACAUCUACGUCCUCUGGGUCUGGAAGAAGUACGAGAAGAAGAAGAAGAAGUCCCCGUCCCUGCGGAGCUCUCCCUGUUCCUGGACACGGUGCAGUCUAUCCAGACACAGCUGACGCAGCUGAAACAUGAACGCAGUGAGAGCGAGCAACAGCGUGCCGAGCUCACCCACACCAUGGAAACCCUUCAGGAACAACUUGACAGAAAAAACACAGAACAGGAGGAAACCACUGAGAAGAUCCACCAGCUGGAGCAUCAAAUUGUGACGAUGUCUGAAAAAGAGGCAGACGUGACAGAACCAGCAGCACAGGAUUCAUCUGAAGCUAAAAAAGGGCACAUACUGGAACUGGAGCAGCAGCUUCUAGAAAAAGACAACGAGCUGGUUGCUCUGCGAGAGUCCCUCAGACUGGCUAACGAGAAAAGCUCCAGCGGGGCUGCAUCAAGUGAAAGCUACGAUGAGACUCCAGAUCAGCCUCAGGAUGCCAGCACGCCCCCCUCUGACAGUUCUCCAGUCCUUCCUGACUUCAUGCAGGACACACAAGAAGAAGAGGAGACCACUUUAGUUGCUGAGGACACUUCGGUCCUCUCCAUAUCUGCUGAUCACGACAGCAGCCCGGAGCUCAUCGGACACCAGUCUGAGUCCCCGGAGGAAUCCAAAGGCACCUCGUCAGACGAGAUGGUGGCCAGCAGUGACUCAGAGGUGGCCCACAGCAGCUGGACCCUCCUGGAAGCCGUGAAUCAGGACGGGGGACAGGAGUGGCCGUCCAUGCUGCAGGACUUCGGCCAGCUGCAGCUGCAGUCGUGGGAGGCGACGAGCAUGGAGCAGGAAAGCUCCACGGUGCAAGUCGAGUCUUCGUCCGUCAUCAUCCGAGAGACGGUGCAACUUCACGUGACGCAGCAGAGUUCUUCCACUACAGAAGGCAGCGUGUCCUCCGGUCAGGUGUUCGCUCAGGCCUUGGCCGAGGAGCUUCAGAAGAGGUACAGCGAGCUUCUGGCUGAACUUCAGAGGCUCAGAGAGGCAGCGGCAGAGUCGCAGGAGAAGAUCAAGAACCUGGAAGAAGAAACACAGUCGCUUACUGCUGCUAAAGAAGAGGCGGAGUCCCAGACUAAUAGUUUUAUAGAUGAACUUAAAUCAGCCAGAGAGGAGCUUCAGCAAAGCAGCUCUGUGGUGCAGAAACACAGCGUUGAAAUGCAGCUUCUAGAGGAGCAGAUAGAGCUUUUAAGCACAGCGAAUACAACCAAAGACGAGAAGAUCGAGGCGCUGCAGACGGAUCUGGAAACGGCCCGCCAAGCUUUCUCCGAGCAGGAGGGGCAGGCCAGGAUGCUGAGCGUUCAGCUGGAGGACAGAGAGCUGCUCUCCUCUGAGCUUGAAAGGAGGCUUCAAGAUAUGGAGAACAGCAUGUUGGAGUACUCGCAAACAUCAGAGCUCAACAACGACACCUUGUCGAAGAAGGAGACGGAGAUCAGCGAGCUGCAGCUACGCCUGAGCCAGAAAGAGCAUGAGGUGAUGGAGCUCAGCGACAGCAUGUCUGCUAAACUCCUCCAAGCAGAAGAAGAGAAGUACCAGAUAGGCAGUGAAGUCAGUAAACUAAAGGAGCAGUUAGAGGAACUGGAGAAAGUCAGAGAGGAGAAACAGAAAGGGAGCUCUGAAGACUCUGAAGCUGCUGAUGUUGGUGAUGAAGUUGGCAGUUUGCGACAGGAGAAAGAAGCGCUGGUAACCCAACUGGUGACUACAAAGAAGAAGCUGCAGGCUGCUCUCGUACAACGCAAAGAGCUCAUGAGGAAGGUGGCUGAUUUUGAGGUAGAAGCAAAGAAAAGGAAAGAGCAGGAUGAAACAGCAAAGGGAGAAACUCCUGCAGAGGUAGAACAAGCUAGAGGACAAGAGAUUCAGGAAAUGGAGGCUAAGCUAAUCGAACUGGAGCAAGCUUUAAGAUCCAGAGAAGAGGCAGCCGAGGCUCUCGAGGUGAAAAUCAGCCAGCAGGAUCAAGUUCUCACCGAGACGCUCGCUCUGAAUAAAAAGCUCAGCGAAGAAGCUGAAAACUCUCAGCAGGCCGACAACUCUUCUGAGACAACUGCGCUACAGUCCCAGGUGGCCUCUCUGGAAGCAGAGUGCGAAACUCUUCAGAAGAAAGUUCAGGAGGCCCAAGAGUCUCGCAAGGAAACCAUCCGCAAAGCAAAAGAGAAAGACAGGCACCACCGCGAGCAGCUGAAGCAGCAGAAAGAAGAGUACAGCGAGCUUGUCGAGCGAUUUGAGGUUCAGAGCGGCGAGCGAGAUGUUCUCAUGACCAAACUGAGAGAUUUAGAAGAAAAAGCGAGCACUGAAAGAGAUCUCGCUCACCAAGAGACCAAACAACUGGCUGAGAACUUAGGAAAGCAGACAGCAGGUGAUUGGGUCCAGGAGGAUUGGGUGGAUUUUGCCACGUCUGAGAGCGAUUCGGCACAAGCACAAUCCAGUGAUCCGGUUCAGCCUCCUGCAGAGCAGUCGGAUUCUGCACAAAUGGAGGUGGAAGCUCUCAGAGCGGAGAUCCAGGCCAUGCAGAGGGCUCACACAGAGCUAGAAACACAGCUGCAGGAAACCCAGACCAGUUUGUCACUGAAGGAGGCUGAUUUAUUGGAAUUAAGCAAAGAGCUGCAAGAGCUGAGAGAGAAGGAAAAGCAGAUUGAUGCACUUACAGAGGAAAUUAAUGAUCUCAGAGAAAAGCAUCACCAAGCCGAGUCUUACGCCGAAACCCUGAAAGCAGAGAUGCACGCAGCGGUCGAAGCAGCUUCUGCAGAUUCCUCAUCCUCCAUUACGACUCUUCAGACCGAAGUGGAGGACUUCAAGCGGUUCCUCGACAGUAAGAACAAUGAAAUCAUGGAGCUGAGUCAGCAGCUCAGCGAGCAGAACUCUCUCAUAAGCUCGAUGCAGGAGACGGUGUCGCAGAAGGAUCAGCUGAUAUCUUCUCUAGAGGACGGACUGAAGGCCGAGCAAGAGAAAAACCAAAAGGUGGAGGUGGAGGUUCCUCAGAAGCAAGAGGAAGACAGCGAGGCAAAGAUCCAGCAGCUUCAGCGGAAACUUCAGGCGGCUCUGAUCUCUCGCAAAGAGGCCUUAAAAGAAAACAAAACCCAGAAGGAACAACUGGCUUCAGCUGAGACGCUCACAGCCGAACUGCAGCAGAGAAUAAAGUCAGCGGAGGACGAGCUGGACAAGCUGAGAGCAGAAAGAGUUCGACUGAUCGAUGAGGUCGACCGGACGUUGUUGGAAAACCAAAGUCUGGGAUCGUCCUGCGAGAGCCUCAAACUAGCGAUGGAGGGCAUUCUGAACGAGAAAGACGCCUGCAAGAGAGAAGUGGAGCUGGCGAAAGAAGAGGCGGCCAAAAGCUGCAGAGAAUGGGAGGAGAAGGUGCAAAGCAUGAAGGAGGAGUACGAGACGCUGCUCAAGUCGUACGAGAACGUGAGCGACGAGGCGGAGCGCGUGAGGCGCGUCCUGGAAGCCGCCAGGCAGGAGAGACAGGAGCUGGCGGCCAGGGUGAGGUCGCACGAGGCCGGGAGGCAAGAAGCCGAGAGACAGGCGGAGGAGGCGCAAAAAGAGGUGGACACGGUGAAGGACAAAAUGAGAAAGUUCGCCAAAACUAAGCAGCAGAAAAUCCUGGAGCUGGAGGAGGAGAAUGAGAGACUGAGAGAGAUGCAGGAGAAGACGGGAAUAAAACGAGAGGGCAGGGCGAUGAAGGGAGAGGUUGACAGACUUAAAGAUGAUCUGGGGGCUCUGAGAGCGGAGCUGGAUGCUACUGUGGCAGAAAGAGACUCUUUAGGGCAGCAGAUCGAGGAGUUAAAGGAACAACUCUCACAAACAGAAGAGAAGGAGGAGAAGGUGAUUCAGGCUCCUCUGAUGAGCUCUGCAGUUGUCGUAGAAGAGGUGAUCGCUGCCCAGCAAUCUAACGUAACCAUGACCACAGCAGAACCUGUUGGGAGUCAGUAUGAAGACGAAGAAAAACCUGCUGAAGAGACGCCAGCUGAAGAAAAAGCUGCACCAGAGACACAUUCACAACCUGCUGAGGAAAAAGCAGAAAUGAAUGUUUUAUUAGAGGAUAAAAUGAGGGAGAUGGAGGCAGCUGUUAACGCAGAGAGGGAGCUGUGGAAGGAACAGGAGGCUGGACUCAAAGAGGAGCUGGCCUCUCUUGAGCGAGAUCUUCAGGAGAGCAGAGAGAAGGAGAGCCUUGUCGCUUCUCUAGAGACGUGCAUUCAAGAGGGCAAAGAGAGAGAGAAGAGCCUGGUCGAAGAGGGUUCCAAGAGGGAAGCUCAGUUCAAAGAGCUGCUCAGAAGCCUGGAAACGGAGAAAGACAACCUGGAGGAGCGUCUGAUGAACCAGCUGGCUCAGCUCAACGGGAGCAUCGCCGGCUACCAGCAGGAGGCGUCGGACAACAGGGAGCACCUGGCCGAGCUGCAGCGGGAGGUGGAGCGGCUGGAGAGGGAGCGGGCGGAGCUGGAGGCCGAGGCUCAGAGCGAGAGCGACCGCGCGGCGAGGCUGGAGGAGGACAUGAGGCAGGCGCAGAGGGAGAGAGCCGAAGCCGAGGCAGAGUCCGGGAAGCAGAGGGAGCUGGAGCAGCAGCUGAAGUCAGCUCAGAGGGUCCGAGAGGGCAGCCAGAGCCGGGCGCGGCAGCUGGAGGAGCUGCUGAGGGAGAAGCAGCUGGAGGUGCGUCAGCUGCAGAAGGACUGCAUCAAGUACCAGGAGAGGAUCAGCGAGCUGGGCAGAGAAGCUAAGGCGCUCCAGCUCGGCUACGACGAGCUCCACAAGAAGCUAGAGCAGUCCCAGCUGGAGACUUCCAAAACCACAGAAGACCUGAAGAGGACUGAAGCGGAGCUGGACAGCUGUAAAACUCAGCUGGUCGAGGCUCAGAAGCAGGCGAGCGAGGCGUUAGCGGAGAAAACGACCCUCGAACAGAACGGCCAACAGAAGGAGGCGGCGAUGAAAGCGGAGGCGGAGCAAACCCUGGACUCUGUGAGGUUCAGGCUGGGAGCCGAGCUGAAGGAGAUGGAGCUGAGGCUGGAGGAGGUGGAGAGGGAACGGGACAAGGAGGAGGAAGCCACUCUGGAGGCCAGAGACGUGGCAGAAGGAGCAGAGAGACGAGCGCAGGAGACACAAGCCCGUCUGGACGAGUCUCUAGCCAGGUUAGCUGCCUUCUCACGCUGCAUGUCCUCACUGCAAGACGACCGGGACAGAGUUCUAGACGAGACUCGACAGUGGGAGACCCGCUUUAAUGACGCUCUGCGGGGUAAGGAGGCUGAAGUUCGAGAGACUGAAAUCAAAGCUAAGGAACUGGCAGAGCAGCUUCAGAAAGAAUCGUCCCUUAAAGAGGAACUUCAGCUGUCAGUGGACAGGCUGGAGAAAGCAGACAAAGAAUGGCAGCUGAAACUGGAAGAGGAGACGAGGAGACUCACAGAGAGCCAAGCCGCCUUAGAGGAGGAGAGGAGCAAACUUCAGCAAACUUCAACCGAGCUGCAGUCCGCACAGACUGAAGCCCACGCCCUGAAAAUCGAGUUGGAGAGUCUAAACCAGAGGGCCAGAGCUCUGGAGGAGGCUGUGGGCCGGCUGCAGGGCGAAGUGGACCAGGCCAGGACGGAGCUGAGGGAGAGGGAGGCAGAAGAGAGGCGGCUGUGUCUGAACGUGGAGCAGCUGGAGACGGAUCUGAGGUCCUCCAAGGCCUUGACGGAGAGUCUGCAGACAGAGUUACAUGAGAAGGAAAAGAGAGAGGUGGAGAUGCUGGGAGAGAAGGAGCAAGCUGUUACACAGGCUGCAGAGGAGGCUCGAAAGGAGGCCAACAGCAGGGCACAAGGAGCCGAGGAGGAGCUGGAGCAGAGAAGAGGGGAGCUGCGGGAUCUGGAAGAAAAACUGCGAAAGGCAGAGGAAGAGAGCAACAACAGGAAAACCAAACUAGACUCUUUCAUGAAGGCCAUGGGCUCCCUGCAGGACGACAGAGACAGAGUCCUCAACAUGUACAAACAGCUGGAGGAGAAACACCUGCAGGUGAUGAUGGAGAAGGACGGGCUGAUCCAGGAAGCAGCGGGGGAGAACAACAGCCUGAAGGAGGAGCUGCGCUCUCUGCUGGUCCAGAGAGACGACCUGUAUGCUGAGAAGGCCCAGCUGUCAGCUCAGCUCCACGGCUACCGGGACGAACUGAACCAAGUCCUGAGCAUGAAGGAUUCCCAACACAAACAGCUUCUGGCCGCCCAGAGAGAGCGGAUCGCCUCUCUGGAAAAGGAGCGUGUAGGAUUAGAGAAUCAGUUAAAGAGCCUCAGCAGAGCCAGAGAGACGGAAGUAGAAGCAGUGAGAGUGGAGAGGGAGACUCUGAGCCAGGCUGCCGACUUAAAAACAGCUCCUCAGGUCGUAGAUGCUCCUGGUGCUGAAGUAGAGAAGCUGAGGGAGCAGCUGCAAGCAGCGAGAGAACAAGUCGAGGCUUUGGAGGAGAGCCUGGAGAGGGAGAGGCAAGAGCAGGAGGGCAAGAGCAAAGAGCUGGCCGAGCUGCGAUGGGAGGGAGGCGUGAUGCGGACGGAGUCGGAGAGCGCUCAGGAGAGGGUGGCGGAGCUGGCCAGGGACCUGCUGAUGGUGGAGCAGAGUCUGCUGCAGGAGAAGGAGACGACGACGCGGCUGAGAGCGGAGAACGAGUCGUUCUCAAAGGCCAUGGCCUCGCUCCAGGACAGCAGGGACCAGGCAGAGAACAAAGCUCAGGAGCUGAGCCUGAAGCUGGAGGAGAUGAGUAAGGUGGCCGGUGGCCACGUGGGGCCCAGCGGCCCCGGAGGCUCCACCGGAGAAGUGUGGGGGCUGAAGAACGCCCUGCAAGCCCUGCAGAACGACAGGGAGAGACUGCUGGAGCAGCUUCAAACACAGACGUCUGAGCUCAAGAAGCAGAAGUUGGAGCUGGCUCGACUGGGAGCAGGCGAGCUGAUUAAAGUCAGCCAGGAGCUGUUUGAUGAGAAGAAGAAGAACGAAGACAUCCUGGGCGUCAUCAUGCAGCUGGAGACUGUGGUGGAAAUUGGCAAGCAGGAAGUAGAAACUCUGAGACUGGAGCGGAUGGACUGGAUGGCUCAGGCGGAGCAGCUGAAGCAGCAGACCCUCGCCACGCUCUCAGAGAGAGACCACCAGCUGCGGCAGCUCAGCGCCAUGCUGGAGGAAGCUCGCACUCACACACCCAAAAUCCAACAGGAGCAGUAUCAGAGAGAGGGCACAGAGGAAGUGGACAGCGCUCCUGGAGCCCCACAGGAGAGGAGCAGCCUGGUGGACAGCCACGCCCAUCUAGCUGAGGUCAAAGAGCUCCAGAAAAGGCUGGAUGAGGAGAUGCAGCAGAGGGUGGCGGCUGAGGAGCAGCUGAUGGCCACACAGGACCGACUCAAACGUCACAGCCAGGCUCAGUGGCAGUCGGCACAUGAAGAGGAUCACUCAGAGACGGCGGUCUUCAUCGAGCAGGGAGGAGCCGUCACUAGAACUCGGAGAGGCGGCCCGGGUUUGACGCGGAUGCUCCGAGUGGCCUUCUGCUCCCGUCAGCGAACCCCUCUGCUGCUCAGCCUCUAUCUGCUCACUGUGCACGUCCUGCUGCUGCUGUGUCUGGGCGGAUACCUCUGAAACCAGCCCCCUUUUUAAAAAGAGAAAGACAUACGAUAAGAGAGAGAGGAGGGGAGAGAAAAUGGAAAUGUGACACAGACCUAACCCAAGCCAUCAAUAUGUUAUAUAUAUUACAUGUAAUAACUUAUAGAGGGGUGUGAGGGAUGUCCUACACAAACAUUGCACUUUACAGGACUUAAUAUUUUAGCCAAAGUAUGUAGGUUUAUAUGGGAAGUUGUUGGCAUCGGUUUGAACUAUGUUGCUCAAGCAGAGAGGACAUAAAGGGACUAAUUUCUCUUUCUAAAAAUCUAUGGUUUUGGAGAAAAAGAAAGCAGAUUUAUAAUCAAGUACGUUGACAGAUGGUGUUCUCUGGUGCCUUUAGAUUUGGAUAUAAAAGGGUCACUUUAUAUGAGCAAAAGUGUGACAUUUUGGGGAAUAAACUGGUCUUUCUGUUAAAUGGACACCACACACAGCAGACUCUUAGCUUAACAUAAUGUGGUGAAACUGGGGGGAAGCAGCAAGCCUCGCUCUGUUAGAUGGUGACAAAAUCCACACAAAAACAAUUCUAAAGCUCACUAUUAACUAUUAGAGUUUUCCGUUUACAGACAUGCCCACUUUAUUAUCACCACAUGCAGUUUUUGGCAGAAAAAAAAGGCAUUUUUUCUAUUCCUGCAUCUAUUUUCUGCAUACUGGGCCCAAUUUUAUUCAUGUGAUGAUGAUAUUAGACCUAGCAGAAGCCAUGUGAAAUGGUGGCGAUCUCUAUUGGCUGUAAUAAUUGUAGUAAAAUGACCUGUUGUGACCUGUAGGAUCAUCACAGCCUCAUGAAACUUUGCCUUUCAUAGGUAUAUUGGCAAUACAGGGGAAUUCCAAAUAGCUGUAAAAUGCAGCCCUUGUGGAAAUGUCUAAAAUGUCAAAAGAUGAGUCAAAACAUGGUUAAAUUUAGCACUUAAUCUGUGAAACAACCAAAACAAAGUGCUGCAACAACUCAUGAGACAUAAAGGUAAUUGAUGGGAAGGGCCAUCACAUACUUCCAUCAUAAUGUCCCAAAGCCUUUAUACAAUAAACCCUCACAAUUUGAAAAUGUGCCUAACAAAAAAAAAACAUCUGUAUAACACAUCUGUGACAUGGAAAGCUCGACAAACUCAGAUGAUGUUUACUGUUGACCAGGCUGUCACUUGUGUCAUUGACACGUUUUCCCGCGGUGUUGCACUUGGUUACGUGACCGGACUAUUUUGUGCCUCUGGGCAGUUGACCGGCAACCGGCAAAGAAGUUAGGAAUUGUCGCGGCCAACAACGACAUGUAAAACGGCAAAUUGUUGAUUUUACAGUUAGUUUUUGUGAAGAUGAAAACCUGUCUGCCAGUUGGUUGCCAUUGUAACGAGGGUUAUCGCCGCUAUUUCCGGUCCGGGCGGUGUUGCACUUGUUUGCGUGACCAGACAAUUUUGUGCCUCAAGGCAAUUGACGGCGACUAGCAAAGACAUUAGGUGUUGUCGCGACUAAAUACGACCUGUGAAACGGCAAAAACAUUUUUUUAGUUAUGUUAGUUUUAGUUAAAAAAAAAACUGUCUGCCAAGUGUUGCCAUUUUUACGGGGGUUACUGGGUUUACCAGUAUUUCCAUUCCGAGCGGUGUUGCACUUUUUUGCGUGACCGGACUAUUUUGUGCCUCUGGGCAGUUGACGGCCACUAGCAGAGACGUUAGGAGUUUUCGCGACCAAAAAUGACCUGUAAAAUGGCAAAUUAUUGUUUUUAUAGUUAGUUUUUGUAGAGAUAAAACCCUUUCUGUCGGUUUGUCGAUAUAUUUACGGAGGUUCCUGGGGUUCCCGCCGAGCUAUUUCCCGGCGGUGUUGUACUUUAUUGCGUGACCGGACUAUUUUCUGCCUCCGGGCAGUUGACCGGCAACCAGCAAAGACGUUGGGAUUUGUUGCGGCCAAAAGUACCUUUAAAACGGCGAAAUGCUGUUUUAUUGUUGUUUUUAUGUAAAGACAAAAAACAUUAUACAGUUUCCGUAAUUAUUGACCUUAAUAUGUACUUUAAGGUGCAUUUUGUUACUGUUGGACAGACCAAGGCUAGUUUCUAGUCAUUGUGCUAACCAAGAGUUUGUUGUAACCUAGCGGACGAAGAUAUGUGAGUGCUAUCAAGCUUGUUAACUCAAAUAAGGUAGUUAUUUCCCAAAAUGUCAAAAAAUAUUAUUUAAAGAUGGCUUGAGGUUCAGGAUGUGCUGCUCUACUCCAGUCUCUUACUCUUCUACUCAUUUCAUGCACAAAAACGGAGCACAGUGCAAUUUCCGUUCGUACACAUUCCUACUGUGUGUUUCCUUUCCUUUCCUUCUUCUAAUAUAAAUAACAGUGUAAAAGGCAGCAUUAUAUUGAUAUUUGUACAUAUGUACACGUAUUAUGUACAUCAGCUGGAUGUGGGUUCCCCCCCCUCUUACAUAUCCAAUUAUAUAAUAAUAAUAUCCACCGUCCAUGCUUCUGUUGCACAGAUUUAGAUUUUACAGUUUGCUCUGUAGUUUUUAUGGCAGGUGAAGCUGCCAUUCAGGUGCAAUGUUACCACCAUGUGGGUUCAUUCCAGAGGAGAAAGACUGCUGUUUUUUCUAGUGACAUCCAUCCCAUCAUAGACUACUCAGAUGUAGCAUAAUUUAUUGCCCAUAACAGUUUAAAUUAUCCACUACCUACACGUCCUAUAAUGACAUCAUCCUCUUGAUAAAUCUUUAUUUAAUGUUGGGGAAAUAAUCCGUCUGUACUCAUCUUCCUUUAACAUCCAUCUUCUUCACAUCUUACACUCACUGAGAUAUACUUAAACUGUAAAUAAAUGUUUAAAAAGGGCUGUAUAGAAAACUAAAAUGUAAUAAUAAAAGUGUUGGUGGUUUAGAGCAGGGACAGAUCUUGUCAAGCAUUAAUAAUUUGCUCCUUUGUGGGAAAAUAGCAGACAUUGGGGUUUUUUGUUUUAAUUUUUAUCUGGGCUCAGUUAAAAACACACCUUUUUCCUUUUAUUUGUGAAGUAAGUUAGAAUCAAUGAAUCAAUGGGUCGUCAUUAAUCAGUGAUGUUACAGAUAUAGCAAACAUUUAUAAAUGUGGGAGUGACGUCAUGACAUACUGUGACAUGCUGGACUUUAAACACUAUAAAGCUUCUCUGUAUAAGAGGAAACAUCUAAACACUGUUUUUGCUGACACUUAAGUCACUAUCACUUUUUUUGCAAAAGUGCUCAUAGCACAGAAUAAAGAUUAAAAACAUAA